UCGAUCUUAUCGCUCAUAUCUCUGUGGGAAUAGUUUUCCUGAAAUGGAACAGACAACACCGUGGGAACUACUGAUAGCAGAUCUACUGACAUUAUAAAUAGUCUACGAGCGAUGAUUGGCGCUGAAGCAAAGAUGUCUCCGAGCGUGGUGUUUAUUCUUGGACCUCCCGGAGCCGGAAAAGGUACUCAAGGUCAAAGGAUAGCAGAGACCUUUGGGUACUAUCACAUAUCUGCUGGUGAGCUACUGAGGCAGGAACAAGCGAAACCUGGGUCGAAACAUGGUGAACUGAUCGGAGAAUAUCUGCUAAAAGGUAAAUUGGUGCCAGCGGACUUGAUCUGUGAUCUACUCAAAGCUGAAAUGAACGAAGCAUUUAAAAACGAACAGAAGGACCGAUUUCUCGUCGACGGUUUUCCGAGAAACAUGUCCAAUCUAGAGGGUUGGUUCAGCUACGGCUUCAGCAAUGACGUCUUGCCUCUGAAAUUCGUGCUGUUCUUGGACUGUUGCUUGGAAGAAAGCCAGAAUAGGUGCUUGAAUAGGAGCUCAAAUGGUGACAGAAGAAACGAUGAUAACGUGGAUACCUUGAGAAAACGGUUCGAAACGUAUCUGAACUAUACAACGCCGGUUUUGGAGUAUUUUGCUAGAGAGGGGUUACUGAGGCGGGUCGAUGCUAACAGGAGUCAAGACGAGGUAUUUGAAGAUGUGAAAGUACUGUUUAGAUAAAUUAUUGUAUUUAGAAUACUUAUAGAAAAAUUAUGGACCUCGUAUGCAUUAUGAUAAUUCAUAUAAUAAACUGGUGAAUUACAAACAA
Molecule: messenger RNA, 808 nt
Organism: Acanthoscelides obtectus
Lineage: Eukaryota; Metazoa; Arthropoda; Insecta; Coleoptera; Chrysomelidae
Source: the annotation of a GenBank genome assembly